Messenger RNA from Entamoeba invadens IP1, 6648 nucleotides. Its product is annotated as protein serine/threonine kinase, putative. The record is from RefSeq and is a predicted model, not a curated record. Gene Ontology annotation, biological process: protein phosphorylation. Gene Ontology annotation, molecular function: protein kinase activity; ATP binding. Bases 1 to 6648 code for a protein of 2215 amino acids. The transcript is spliced from 3 exons. NCBI's taxonomy places the organism in Eukaryota, Evosea, Mastigamoebida, Endamoebidae.
AUGAUUGCAGCUUGUGUAUUCUUCCUGGGAUGUGUAUUAACAGUAGCACAUGAUCCUGGAUGUUCAUGCACUGGUUAUAAUAUAUUUAAUCAAUGUAAUUCGUGUUCAGAGCAUUGUUAUCAGCUCAUUUUACAACACAAUUGCUAUUCGUGUUCCAACCCAUUUCCCGGUUGUCUUGACUGUUAUCGAGACGUUAAAUGUCUGGUAUGUAAACCCGGGUAUUAUUUAAGCAAUAAAAGGUGUACAGAAUGCACAACAUACGACUCAAAUUGUAUUACUUGUGAUAGCUCCCGGUGUUUAUCAUGUAACAAUUCUUUAGUUCUAAGCAAUGAUAAUCGUUGUGUAACGUGUGGUGUCAAAUAUGAAGGUUGCACUUCCUGUACACAGAAUGCGUGUAAUUCAUGUUCUGAUGGGUAUUACUUACUCAAUGGACUCUGUGUUAAGUGUGGAGUUAAUUGUGAUUUAUGUACUUCUACUACUUGUACACGAUGCAACUCAAAUCAACUAACAGUUUUAAACGGUAUUUGUCAGAAGUGUAAUCAACGGUGGACUGCGUGUACUUCCUGUGACCAAGAUUCGUGUUUUACAUGUGACACUGGAUAUUACAGAACAAUUUCUGGGUGUGUUAAAUGCGGGUUAUAUUGCAAUCAAUGUGUAGAGACAACAACAAGUAGUAUAUGUGAAACAUGUCAAGAUGGCUAUUACAUUGUUGAUGGGAAAUGUGUUGAUUGUUCGACUCGAGGGUGUUCCAUAUGUACUCCGGACUCCUGUUCCAACUGUGUUGACAAUUUUUAUAUCAAAUUUUCUGAGUGUGUCUCAUGUCAUGAAACCAUAGACCAAUGUAAGAAGUGUGGAGGGACUGCGAUCAGUCCAAUAUGUGAAAUAUGUGAGAAGGGCUAUUACACAUUAAAUGGAAAGUGCCAAAAGUGUUCAGAGACGUGUGGAGAUGAGGGGUGUACACAACUUGAAGGCAAUUGUAUUGAUUGUAUCAAUGGAUACAUCUUCAAAGGUGGGUUAUGUGUAUUACCCUCUGAAAAUCAGUGCACUUCUUAUAGUGAUUCCAAUUGCACCAAAUGUGAAAGUGGGACUAUUCAAGUGUAUGACAGAUGUGUUACAACAUCUCCGUGUAACUCACAAAAUGUGGUCUAUACUGAACAAGUGUGUAUCUCAAAUGAACAUGCAAAUUGUAUGACCACGAUACUCUCACAAACCGCUUUAAAGUGUUCGACGUGUGAUGUUGGGUAUUUGCUUGUCAAUUCGAUAUGUGUGAAAUACGCAGACUACAUUCCAAAGUGCCGAGAAAGUGUGUAUUACAAAAUCACAAAUGAGUACAUCUGCAGUUCUUGUCGUGUCGGGUUCUUUCCAAAUGCGCAAAAGUGUGAAGCGUGUAAUACACUCAAAGGGUGUUUAACUUGUGAGAACAAUUUAGUACCUGGGGAAGGUUCAAUAAGGAAGUGUUAUACAUGUCAAAGUGGGUAUUACGUAUCAAAUUAUCAAUGUGAAGUGAUACCAAAUUGUCUCACAAAUAUCGACAAACAGUGCACUUUAUGUAAAGAUGGGUUUGUCUUAGAAAAUUCGAAUUGUGUUUCAUACAAAGAAUAUGCGGGCUGCCUCUCAAGUUCGCACAACUUUUGUACGUCUUGUGGUGUUGGAUUUUAUCUUUCUUCGAUGAAAAUCUGUUCUACGUGUUCUUCGAGUAAUUGUGAGAGUUGUGAAGAGAGUGGGGUGUGUCAUAGAUGUCACACAAAUUACACAUUAAGUUCACCGACAACAUGUGAGUAUUGUAAUUUAGAAGGAUGUGAGUUGUGUGAUAACACAAAUAAUUUGUGUGUGAGUUGUAACGACUUAUAUCACGAUGACGACGGUGAUGGGAAGUGUCAGACGUGUUCCACGUUUACUCCAUAUUGUGUUCGGUGCAAAGGAUCAAAGUGUACAUGGUGUGUUGAGAAGUAUUAUUUGACAUCCAAUUUGACAUGUGAUUUGUGUACCAAUUUACCACAUUGUUCUGAGUGUAGUCGAACAACAAGUGAAUGUACUUCUUGUGUGAGUAACGAGUAUUAUCUUUACUCAGGAAAUUGUCUUCAGUGUAGUUUAGUAACAGCAAAUUGUCAAACGUGUAGUGACUUGAGUACAUGCACUUCAUGUGCUUCUGGAUAUUUCAAAGAGAAUAACUUGUGUAAGAAGUGUGAGAUGAUACAUGGGUGCCACAUCUGUUCUACAACUACAAGAGAGUGUUUAGAGUGUUUACCUGCUUACUAUAAGUACAGAGUGAAUGAAUCGGACUAUUGCUUGUCGUGUUCUGAAAUACAUGAACAUUGUGCGGCUUGUUCUAUACAAAGUGACUGCACUGAAUGUACUUCUGGUUACAUUUUAUCUUCAGGGAAGUGUGUGUUGUGUACUGAGACUUAUCAAAAUUGUGCGACUUGUUCAACAAAAAGUAAUUCCUGUGUUUCGUGCACUUCAGAUGAAUAUUAUUUAUUCAAUAACGUGUGUUAUCAUUGCACUUCGAUUUCAAAAUGUCGUCGGUGUUCUUCAUCAUACCAAUGUGUUGAAUGUGAAAGUAAUUAUUACCUCAGUUCUGGUUCUUGUUAUUCAUGUACAACAUUGACUGGGUGCACCACAUGUGAUUCAAGUGGAUAUUGUCUUACAUGUAAAAGUGGGUAUUACAAUUUGAAUGGAGAGUGUGACUAUUGUAGUAACACUGACGUUGGGUGUAGUACCUGCGCAACAACAGGAAAGUGUUUGUCGUGUAUUUCUGGAUAUGCAUAUAAAUCUGGCAAAUGUGUAUCAUGUGGCUUUUUAUAUGGAACGUCGUGUAAAGUGUGUAGUUCAACACAAUGUACGUCAUGUGGAAAUGGCAAUGUUUUGAUUGAUGGCAAUUGUUAUAGCUGUUCAACGUAUUUAGGGUGUUCAACAUGUUCCACAUCCUCAUCGACAUGUACUGCAUGUACUGAUAAUACAAUGAGUCCCAGUGUCACCAACACAUGUAACAACUGUCAAAUCAAUCACUGUGAAAUGUGUGAAACUACUACAAAUGAAUUGAAUGAGACUUCGACUGCUUGUGUGACGUGUCAAUUUGGAUAUUAUCUCUCAUCAAAUAUAUGUAUGUCUUGCACUACAAUUUCUAAUUGCGUUGAAUGUGAUAAUACCAAAAAGUGUUAUAAGUGUAAAGUGGGGUAUUACUUGACUUCAUCGGGAACGUGUAGUUCAUGUACUACACAAACGGGGUGUUCCGAGUGUUCUUCAGGAACAUUUUGUGAGUAUUGCAAAUCCGACUAUUACUUAGAAAAUGGAGUGUGCAAGUUGUGUUCGACUAACGUCGGUUGCACUUCAUGUUCAAAUUAUAAUACAAAAUGCUAUGCAUGUUCAUCGAAGUAUUAUUUAAAUAGUAAUCGAUGUAUUAGUUGCUCAGUUUAUGGUAUUGAUUGUUCAACGUGCACCUCUUUGAAGUGUACAUUGUGUUUAAAUAACACCGUCUUCGAUGGUACGAAGUGUACCAGUUGUUCAUUUACUGAGUACAAACGAAGUGAAUAUGAAUGUCAAAGUUGUUCUUCUAAAUAUGCGAAUUGCUAUACUUGUGAUGCAAACAAGUGUACUCAGUGUAUACAGAAUUAUUCAUUCAAAAAUUCCACACACACGUCUUGUGUAUAUUGCCCUUCACAAGUCUAUAACAACGAGUGUGUUUCAUGUUCACUGAAUUGUGAGUUGUGCACAUCCCCUUCUGUGUGUAUCAAGUGCAAGAUAGGAUAUAUAUUAAGGAAUGGAUUGUGUUCAAUGUAUUACAAUAUAUUUGAUUGUAUGACCUACUUGGAUAACUUUGGUUGUGAAGAGUGUGACAAUUCGAUCACAGAAACUGGUGAAUGUAGUGCAUUAGAAAGAACAAAUGAAUGUUCAUAUUAUAAAGUGACUCAAACAAAUACGUCUUGUAAUUUCUAUUAUACUUCUCACACAAAAUCGUCACAUACAAAUAACACAAGGGAACAUAUUAUGAAAACUGAAGAUGACACUUCUCUCCCAUAUUGUGAUGAUGAAAAUAAAGGAAGGUGUUUAGUGUGUUCCUAUAAUUAUUUCUUGACAAACACAGUAACACCUCCCAAUUGUUCUCCAUGUGAUGAAAGUUGUUCAUAUUGCACUAAAGAAUCAUCACAGUGUUCGUCUUGUACAAAAGACAAUUCUUAUUCUCUUGAGCAAUUGACGUGUGAGAAUGAUCUUUCCUGCGAGGUCCACUAUAACUCGACGUGUUACAAAUGUAAGAGUGAGUACUACAUCUCUUCAAACAAGUGUGUUCAUUGUUCUCUGGAAGGCUGUUCAACGUGUUUAACUCAUACUCUUGAAAGUCCAGAGGUGUGCUUAAAGUGUAUUAAAGGCUAUGUCUUAUCGAAUGUCACAUGUGUGAAAUUACUCACAAGCAACUGUGCAAUUAUAGACGAGACAACUACAAAGUGCCUUCUCUGUAAUUCAGGCUUUAUGCUCUCGUUAUCCGGGACGUGUGUAGUUCACUCAAUAGAAGACUGCGAAUAUUCAAUUGACUUCCAAUGCCAAAAGUGUGUGACAGGAAAAUACCUUUCCAAAGACAAUGCAAAUAACACUGAAACGCAGACGUGUUCGUCGACUUCUGACAUCACCUGUGAUAAGUCGAGUACACAUGGAUGUCUUCGCUGUACUGAUGGCUAUUACGAAGACUCUGGUUUUUGUUCCCAAUGCAGUUCCAAUUGUAAGACGUGUGUUUCACACUCACAGAUGUGUUUAACAUGUCAUUACGGGUAUGUUUUGAGUACAAUAGAUAACUCGUGUGUAUCACUUGGUAACGUAUUUGAGCGGUGUGACUUAUUUAUACCCAAUUCGAUGGGGUGUGCGUUCUGUAAAGAUGGGUAUUAUUGGUCCGAGUGGAGUUGUUUAGAGUGUUCUGCUGCAUGUUUAACAUGUAGUAAGAGUGGAGAAGACUGUUUGACAUGUAACAAAGCAAAUGGGUUUUAUUGGGACACUCUCAAAUCGUCUUGCCAAUUAACAUCGACACUCCUACAUUGUACCAACGCGAGUGAAUAUGGCUGUGAGACGUGUGAGAAUGGGUAUUAUCUCGACGAUCAUUAUUGUCAGAGUUGCCCUAUUGAGUGUACUUUAUGUAACUCGACUUCCCUCUGUGUGAGUUGUAUGAGUGGGUACAUAUUAAAGAAAUUUGGUUGUGUUUCUCUCUCCCAAGUCUCCCAUUGUGUGACAAUUUCCAAUGAGAAGUGCAGUAGUUGUACUAAAAAUUAUUCUCCAUCUACUGAUGGUACUGAGUGUUUAUACACUCCAAACAUGUUCGUAUUUGUAGGGAUUCCAGUGAUAGUGAUCGUUGUUGUUAUAAUACUUUUGAUCAUCAUUUCGUUCUUAAUAUACGUGUUAUACAAACAUCUGAAACAAAAACAACUAGCAGAGAAGACAGUAACAGAGUUUGACAUUGGGAGGAGUAACAUCGAAUUUAUCGAUGUGAAUAAGAAGUGUGGAUUAGUCUCUAAUAAAGUAACACUAGACUUCUUGUUUGAUAUCGAUCCCUCCAUUGGGUCGAUUCCAGUUGGUCAAGAGUCUCGGGACUUAUUAUGUGUUGGAUCCAAAAAGUCGAAGUCGUUAAAGAUCCAGUUAUCUCUUAAAGAGCAUCGAGAGAAGUAUUCAUUACGAACUAACCCGCAACUGAUAACUGUGAAUAAGAACAAAGCAAUCGAAUUUGAGUUGUUUUUGAAGCCGUUGUGUACUAUGACCUUCAAUGAGACUAUUAUGUUAGUUGCACUUGAUGUAUCUAAAGGAGAAGAGUACACCUUUCCUAUCAAAAUCCAGACGAAGACAGUCUUGUCGUCUUCCCUUGAUGAUGAUGAGUUAGUCUUUGACAAAGAAAUAGGGAAAGGGACGUUUGGUAUAGUGUACAAAGGGAUGUUCAGAGGAAAUGUUGUUGCAAUUAAGAAGAUGAAGGACGUUGGAGCUACACCAACACAAAUCACUGACUUUGAAAAGGAAGUUGAGAUGUUGGACAAAUUUAGAAGUGACUUUCUUGUGAUCUUUUAUGGAGCGUGUCUUAUUCCAAAUAAGAUUUGUAUAGUCACCGAAUUUGCACAGUAUGGGAGUUUGAACGAUUGUAUGAGAAAGAGGGCGCAACCAUCAAAAGCUAUUUUAAAUAGUUUUGAAUAUAACGUCGCAAAGGGAAUUCAAUAUUUGCACGCUAACGAUAUUUUACAUAGAGAUAUUAAGCCAGACAAUAUCUUGAUAUUUUCUAUUGAGAAGACUAGUGUCAUCAAUGCGAAGUUGACUGAUUUUGGAUCAUCGAGGAACAUUAACAUGUUGAUGACUAAUAUGACAUUCACUAAGGGAAUUGGAACACCUACAUACAUGGCUCCCGAGAUUUUAAAGAAGCAAAAAUACAAGAAGUCUGCGGAUGUCUACUCUUUUGGAGUGACGGUGUUCGAAACAGAAACAUGGAAAGAUACUUACCCACUCGAAACCUUCAAAUUCCCAUGGAAAAUAGCUGAAUUUGUGACUUCAGGAGAACGAAUGAAAAAGACGGAUACUAUGGAAGACUGGAAAUAUAACUUCAUUUCAAAGUGUUGGGAACAAAUCCCUGAAAAAAGGUAUAGUAUCGACGAAAUAGUAGAAAUACUACAGAACAAAACUAUUUAA